Monopterus albus (swamp eel) is the source of this 919-nucleotide messenger RNA. RefSeq names its product transmembrane protein 234 (gene tmem234). Bases 262 to 651 code for a protein of 129 amino acids. Lineage: Eukaryota; Metazoa; Chordata; Actinopteri; Synbranchiformes; Synbranchidae. The record is from RefSeq and is a predicted model, not a curated record. The transcript is spliced from 5 exons.
GAAUCAACGAAAGGCUGAACUAUCACCAAGCUGCAUUCAAAAUGACACGAAAGGUUGCAAAAUGUAACGUUAACUGGUGUUUCAGAAUAAGAUCGUCGUUGUGAACCGUCAUUAUCUUUCGUUACCUGGAUUUAGCUUAAUUCAUUAUGAGUCCUGGGAUGUUUUUUUGUGAAUAACAGCAAUAAAGUUGAAGGCAUUCAUUAUUCGUCUACUAACAGCAGAAGACCAGUCUUGAAUGCGACUUCACUGCGACUGUCGACGAUGGUGACCGGAGUGGAGCUGCUCAGUCUCCUGCUGGUGUCAGUGCUGUGGGGCUGCACCAACCCCUUCCUGAAGAGAGGCGCAGAGGGGAUAGAACAUGUGACGAAGACCAACAGGGUCUCACAGCUGCUCGCAGAACUUAAGUUUCUUUUCUUUAACUUCAGGUACCUGAUCCCAUUCCUUCUGAACCAGAGUGGCUCUUUGGUCUAUUAUCAUACCCUUUCUACCACAGAGUUAUCCCUUGCUGUUCCUGUGACCAACUCUCUCACCUUCCUUUGCACUUUGCUCACUGGCAAGUUACUUGGUGAAGAGUUUGGAGGCAAAAAGGCUGUUGUAGGGAUGUUCCUCACCAUGGCUGGGAUCACCCUGUGUGUUAUGAGUAUCCACUGAUGACAGAGUCACUGGGAGGCAGCCCAGCCUGUGCACUGUUCCCCAGCUGCUUUGUGUAUAUGACAUUACCGAUGUAGGAAUGUAUACCACUGCCUGACAACUGCAGUUGGUUAAGGCAGAGGAAGAACAUAGCUCUGAGGGUGAGUGACCUUGUUGUAUGUUCAGUAAACAUGUCAGAACAGUAUCCACAAAUAAUAGAAUAUUGUUUAUUGUAUAGUAUUUAACUGACACAAACAUUGUACAGAUUACUUUAUUAUUGACACAGUAU